CCCAUGCGAUUUGUUCUCUGAACCACACGAUCACUCUUUCUUCAUUGGAGAGAGGCUGUGCGCGUGGAGCGCUCUCGUUCGCCUCCAUCCGACUCUCAGUGCUUCUCUUUCAUGUGCCGCCAUCGCUGCAGAACAGACCUGAGAGCAGGGCGAUAAGUCACGGCGGCGGCGCCAUAUUCGACGCGAGGUCACGUCGCGCGGGAGUUGCAGGAGGGGAGGGGCUAGGCAAGAGUCGAAGAAUUGGGGGAACGGCCGGACAAGCCGGGUAGAGUGUGGAGAAAGGUAGGAGAGGGGUGAACGAAGGGAAGGGAGAGAGGGAGAGAGGAAGAGAGAGAGAGAGAGAGAGGGGGAGGAGAGGCUGAGGAUUUGCAGGGUUUCUUGGCGCCUAGGGGGCCGCGGCCGGUGCCGCUGCCAAGAUGCCGCAGGGCGAUUACAUCGAUCUUCAUCGCAAACGCUAUGGAUACCGCCUUGAUUACUUCGAGAAGAAGCGCAAGAAGGCGGCGCGCGAAGUGCAUAAGCGCGCCGCCUUCGCGCAGAAAGUACUUGGACUGAAGGCGAAAUUGUUCGCGAAGAAGAGGUACAAGGAGAAGGCUACUAUGAAGAAGACCAUAGCCAUGCACCAAGAGAGAGACAACAAGCACAAGGCCGACGAUGCUGUCCCAACGGGUGCCAUGCCCGCGUACUUGCUGGAUCGUGAGGCAACGGCGAGAGCAAAAAUUCUAAGUAACACGAUCAAACAGAAACGUAAGGAGAAGGCGGGAAAGUGGGAGGUGCCUCUGCCUAAGGUACGUCCGAUUGCAGAGGACGAGAUGUUUAAGGUGUUACGGUCAGGAAAGAGGAGAACGAAGCAGUGGAAGAGGAUGGUGACCAAGGUCACUUUCGUUGGACCUGGUUUCACGCGAAAACCCCCCAAGUAUGAAAGGUUCAUCAGACCAACGGGACUUCGAUUCACCAAGGCCCACGUCACUCAUCCUGAGCUCAAGUGCACCUUCAAUUUGGACAUAUUGGGGGUAAAAAAGAACCCCAAUGGAACCAUGUACACGUCAUUGGGAGUCAUCACGAAGGGAACUGUCAUCGAGGUCAAUGUUAGCGAUCUCGGUCUCGUAACUCCUGGUGGCAAAGUCGUCUGGGGUAAGUACGCGCAGGUCACCAACAACCCAGAGAAUGACGGAUGCAUCAACGCCGUCCUCCUUGUUUGAUCGAUCGAACGGCGACGGGACUUGCUUGGGAAGCAUCGACACCGACGGAUCCGUCAAGGUGCAUCAUACCCCCCUCGUCUUCUUCGCUGCAAUUUUUCUCUAGUUUGUAGUUGGACCGCGAGAGAGAGAGAGAGAGAGAGAGAGAGAGAGAGAGAGAGAGAGAGAGAGAGAGAGAGAGAGAGAGGCGUCAGAGGGUGAGAGCACAUGGUUGUGCGUAAGAGAGAGCACGUGGUUGAGCACGUGUAGAGAGAGAGAGAGAGAGAGAGAGAGAGAGAGAGAGAGAGAGAGAGAGAGAGAGAGAGAGAGAGAGAGAGAGAGAGAGAGAGAGAGAGGUGAUUAUGUGCGUCAGAGGGUGAGAACACAUGGUUGUGCGUAAGAGAGAGAGCACGUGGUUGAGCACGUGUGUGCUUGUGUAUCAGAGAGAGAGAGAGAGAGAGAGAGAGAGGGAGAGAGAGAGAGAGAGAGAGAUGCCUAGCAAUUGGUUGAGCAAUUUUCUUCUGAAAUGUACUGUAAACUUGUGAUUGAGGUUUUAGGCGAAAAUGAUUCGGAACCGAUCUAAGGAUCAGGGGUUGGACUCUGAUCGGUCUCCAUCGCGACUUGUACAUUUUACCUGAGACUCCAGCAAAAUAUUUUUUUGGACUUGAGCAGCUCUCUCUCUCAGGGAGGGUAUGGAUCCUCGCCUUCAUGUUCCGUUUGGACUACUGUUCUAUGUGUCCGUUUUCUUUCCCCUACUCCCCCCGCCCCCCCCGUCUUAACCUGCUUGGUAAAACUGCGUCUGAUUGGUUUUCGCUCUGUCGCAGUCUCUUUGCGUCGCACGUCUCGCCGCCAAUCAAGUCAAGUGGAAGAAUCCAUACCCCUCUCGGGGACAAGCAAAGUAAGGGAAGGUCUUCACUGGAGAGAGCGAUGGUGCAAGUGUUCCAAAUUCGCAUAAGUAAGAUGAAAAAUCUGCCUUUUUGAGAAAGUAGGAAAAUAAAAAUAAAGUUAAUAAACGUCUUAAGAUUAU
This is a messenger RNA of Chara braunii, 2202 nucleotides long. Lineage: Eukaryota; Viridiplantae; Streptophyta; Charophyceae; Charales; Characeae. The record is from the annotation of a GenBank genome assembly.